This is a messenger RNA of Habropoda laboriosa, 2605 nucleotides long. RefSeq names its product nose resistant to fluoxetine protein 6. Lineage: Eukaryota; Metazoa; Arthropoda; Insecta; Hymenoptera; Apidae. Bases 373 to 2511 code for a protein of 712 amino acids. Gene Ontology annotation, molecular function: acyltransferase activity, transferring groups other than amino-acyl groups. The transcript is spliced from 13 exons. The record is from RefSeq and is a predicted model, not a curated record.
CUUGCUUUCCAUUUGAAUUCUGUGAUUACUUCUCCUGCACGGCAGUCCUUUCCCGGUCGUCGUAUCUCCUUGGUCACUCCGUUGCUCUUAUACAAAUAAAUCCUGUGUUCCUCCGUCGAUCGUGCGUUGUCUCGUCGCGAUCGUGCCGGUGCACAAGUUGACUCUCUUCCUCCGUCGUCCGUUUCCUUUACACACCGCACUGCACUGCACUGCACAAAACAACCCUGUUGUACGAAACGGUUUCUUCGCUGUUCAACCAUACUGAAUUUUCACACCACCGUGUAAUGUUCCACUCGAUCCCGUGUCGCGAUCAGUGUGAAUCUUAGUAUUUAAAGAUCAGUGUUACGAUUGCAUCGAAACCAGGAAGAAACCAUGGAUCAUACGAAUAUUUCCUUAUUCUUGCUAUUAUUAUUUUCCGCGUCGAUCCAAGCGGCCGUACGAAAUCAACAGACAAUGAUGGAAACACUGCCAGCUUACGCCAUGGCUGUUAACAACAAUGUCCUGAAUACGAGCAGAUGCCAAGAAGAGAUGGAGCAAUUUCGUGAGGCUGUGGAUCGUGGCGUAGUGUGGAGUUUGAGAAUGUUGGACACCAGCGGGGAACCUGGUACAGGAUUCAUGGGCGGGAACAAUUAUUGGCUGGGAGAUCGUCUUCAAUGCAAAUACUUGACGUCGAAUGUCACGCUUAUACUCUCCGAGAAGGCUCUCAAGAAUAAUUCCAGAUUCAGAGAUCCCGAAAAGGAGUUUCCACCGUUCGAACUGAACUUCUUCUCGGCGCGUUUCAGGCACAACAGCACUAUGCAGUAUCAUAUAGAGAUAGGGGAUGAAAACCAGAUUAUACUUGGAUUGUGCCUCCCAGCAUCCUGCACUGGACAAGAACUUGGCAAGAUGCUGCAAAAAGUGUUCGACGAUAGAACUCUUCUAGUAGGACGGCUCUAUUCUGCGGACUUUAGACAAAUUGAAAUCUACGACAUGAAGGACGACUCAGAGUGGCUUCUUAACGGAAAAAUGAUCGUAAUUAUACUUAUUCUGGUACUGUUAUUUUGUACAGUAUUAGUAGGCACGCUGUACGAUAUUAUCAUUUAUCAGAGUCGUUUACAAAGGAAAAGGCAGUUCCUUACGUUCGAGAACAACAACACUUCUGCAGAAAUGAAGAACGACAUGGAAGAGAAACGAGAUAUUGACCACGAAGAGUCUGGGCUCUCAGAGCUGAAGCCAGAAAAUCGUAUGGAAGAGGUCCUUGUGACUUUCUCAGCUUACUCGAACAUACAACAAAUAUUCAAGAUAGAGAGACAUACAGAAGGUGUAUCCUCGAUUCACGGUAUGAAAUUCUUUGGAAUGGUGUGGAUUAUCUUGGGGCACACCAUCUUCUACGAAAAUUUCAUUGCUGCUAAUAGGUCGGUAGGUUACAUAAUGUCGCAGAGCAUCAUGUCGCAACUAGCUGGCAACGCUCCUUUUUCUGUGGACACUUAUUUCUUCAUCAGUGGAUUCUUGUUGACUUUAAUGUUCCUGAAAUCGCGACUGAAGGACAAUAAACCUGUGAGGCUUCGAACACAGGUGCACCAAUUCUGCUUCUCCCUCAUUAAACGAUACAUCAGGCUUUCACCCGCAUACUUCACCGUCAUAUUGAUCUCGAUACUGAAUUUUUCCUGGUACGAGAAGACUGCUACGAUCAGUUAUUUCGAGCCGAUUCAAGAUAGAUGCUCAAAGUACUGGUGGAGGAACAUAUUCUAUAUGAACAACUUCUACGACUGGGAUGAAUUGAGUCUCAGUUGGAGCUGGUAUUUGUCCAAUGACAUGCAGUUCUUCAUUUUCGGUUCUAUUCUUCUAUUAUUGUCAGUCACGCAUUUCUACGCAGCCUUGGGCCUAGGUAUCGUCUCGAUCAUUUCAUCUAUUAUAAUGAACGUUUACACGGUAUACAGUAUUAGUUAUGUUCCUACAUUGGACACGUAUUAUGCGAACUUGUCAUGGUUGUACGUACGACCAUGGAUAAGAAUUCCACCAUACUUGAUAGGAAUGGCCACAGCUCAUCUUCUUGUAAAGUGGAACUACAAAUUACAUCUGCCACGUAAAGUCCUAGCCCUCUGCUGGAUCAUCGGAGCUACGUGCAAUUGCUCGGCUAUAUUUGUUAUUCUGAACCACUAUUGGCCUAUAACUUUGAGCAUUCUCUAUGUUACAUUCAGUAGAAUAAUUUGGGCUUUUGGUAUAAGCUGGGUGAUAGUCGCGUGUUGUACCGACAAUGCCGGAGUCGUAAAUAAGUUUUUAUCGCUACGGAUGUGGAUUCCCUUGAGUAGAUUAACAUAUUGCGCCUAUCUCUUAAAUCCUUUCCUUAUAAUUUCGAUGUCGUUGUUCUCUAAUUACGUUACGUUUAUUGACGUCUUAGCAACUGGCACCGUAUUCCUUGGAGUGCUUACUGUUAGUUACGUUUGCGCCAUGAUAUUAUCCUUGACAACGGAAGUGCCUUUCAUACUGAUGUUGCGGCUACUGGCUAAUAGGGAUAGAAGAAGGAAAUAAGUAUAUACAUAUAUAGACACACACACACACACACAUUCUCAUUUUUCAAAUUUUAGCUGAAUCGUGAAAGCUGUUAUUCGUGUGCUUGAGGCAU